Schistosoma mattheei is the source of this 2256-nucleotide messenger RNA. Lineage: Eukaryota; Metazoa; Platyhelminthes; Trematoda; Strigeidida; Schistosomatidae. The record is from the annotation of a GenBank genome assembly.
AUGGACAAGAUAUCCGUGACACAGGUAAAUGACGUUUUCUACAUAGAUCAAUUCGAUGGUAAUGCACAUAUUCGUGGAACCUUACAUUUAACUCUGACGCACAUAUUUUUUCUUGGAUUAUCUCGAAAACAGGAAAUAUGGUUACCGAAUCAACUAAUUUCUUCAGUUGAACGUCUACCGUUAACUACUGGUGGUGCACCUUUGACUAUACAACGAGAUUGUCACGAUGUUUAUUCAACAUUGACACGGUUACUUCGUGUUGCACAUGUGUCUGCACUCCCGUGUUAUCAAUCUGUUCCGCCGGAUUGUUAUUGGUCUCGAGAAGAAGGCUGGUCAACAUUUUCACUUAAGUCUCAGUAUGAUCGAUUUGGAUUACCUAAUUAUUUUUGGAGUCUAACUAAUGUUAACAAAAAUUUUGAGAUAUGUGAUACUUAUCCACCCGUAUUAUAUGUUCCAAGUAUGGUAUCAAAGAAUAUUUUGUAUGGAAGUUCACGUUUUCGCAGUCGUGGCCGAUUCCCUGUCUUAACUUACUUACAUCCAAAUGGGAAGUCAGCUUUGUGUCGAAGUAGUCAACCGUUAGCAGGUUUUUCAUCGAAAUCAACCGAAGACCAAGUACUUUUGGAAGCUAUACGUAAUUCAAAUCCCGAUUCGAAUAUAUUAUAUGUUGUUGAUACGCGACCAGCAAUUAAUGCAUUUACUAAUCGUGCACAAGGCAAAGGUUAUGAAGAUACAAAUGUUUAUCAAAAAUUACUAAAAGUGUGUUGUAAUCCAACAGUUAGUGUGGAACAAUUUACUUCUGGUUUAAAUAAAUCUGGUUGGUUGAAACAUUUACAUGCUAUAUUAGAAGCAGCUUAUUUUGUCGCAAAACGAUUAGAUGAAGGAAAUUCUGUACUUGUACAUUGUUCCGAUGGAUGGGAUCGUACUGCUCAAGUUUGUGCCCUAGCUCAAAUUAUAUUAGAUCCAUAUUAUAGAACAUUUCUAGGGUUGCAAGCUUUAAUUGAAAAAGACUGGAUACAAUUCGGUUACAAAUUCACUGAACGAUGUGGUUUAGUGUCAGGUGCUGAUCCUCGUGAAAUCUCCCCAAUAUUUACACAAUUUCUUGAUUGCUUACGACAUUUGCUAGAAAUCUGCCCAACUAAAUUUGAAUAUAAUAUUAAAUUACUAAAGUAUUUACAUGAUCAAAUUUAUUCAGCCGUCUAUGGAACAUUUAUUGGAUGUAGUGAAAAAGAAAGAGUCAAUUUAAAAGUUCAACAAGGCACUUACUCUUUAUGGGGUUAUUUAAAUCGAUAUCGUGACAGAUGGAUCAAUCCAUUCUAUGAACAUAAUUCUGUAUGGACAGAUUUUUCUACUGACGGGGGUGGCAGGGGUAACUACAAAUACAAUACAUCAUCUCAUUUUGAAACCGAUGAAUUAAUUACUGUUGGAAUUGAGUUGAUUAAUGAUGGUAAAGGGAAUAGUCGAUAUGCAGCGGAUAUACUACCUGUAUAUAUUCUAUGUGCACCUUUAUUUCGUUUAUGGCGUGAUCUUUAUUUACAUUGGGAAUGGCGUUUGCCUAAAUACGAUUUACAACGUGAAAAUUAUGUUUCGGAUUAUUUAUCCGGUCUGUCAACUCUACUCGAUCACAAUCGACUUUUAGAGGCUAGAAUCGGUCAGUUGCAAGAGUUAUUGAAUUUUAAAAUUGUAUUUGGCAAGAAUAAUCUAUCUAAUUCAAUGGAAAAAUCUGUCACAUCUAAGCUUAUGAACAAUGAUGGAAAUGAACAGACGAUCAUAGAUACUAUCUCCAAUUUAUUUCAUUUUCAACGUACAAUCACAUCGUCACCAACCCUUAACAAUAAUGCUAAUAAUCAUUCUCGUGUUCUUACAAAACAGAAUUCACUUACGAGUGAUCAAAAGCGUUUAUCUCAACCCACCAUUGGACAGUUGAAAUGUGAGAUGAGUAUAAUCAACGUGAACUGGACACAUUGCUUUAAAUCGGGAAGUUUUUGCUGUGUAUGUAAUAGUUUGUUAGCUUUGUCAAAUCAGUCGGUUCAUUGUCAUUCAUGUGGUAUGCUUACAUGCUCUCGGUGUAUUCACUCAAACCCACCAAAAAUUCCAAGUUUAUGGUCAAAUGAACAAAGAUCUGUACAGUUUUGUAAUCUAUGCGCUUCCGGAUUGCGUAAUUUCUGUAAUUACAGCAGCAGUGCUGGCAGUUCUCAUUUAAAACAUUUCACUCAAAUGGAAUCACUUGAAAUUCCUGCUACUACGACUACUGCAUAA